AUGGAGCGGAUGUUGAAGCGAGUGUACCGAGACCGCGACCGCCGUGGCAGGGGGAGGGGGAGGGGUAGAACAGCUGAUCGUGCUAUCACCGAGGAUGUGCUGUUCCGGAAGCUGCUGAGGGUGAUACCGACCAUCCCCAGCCCCGCGUGUGCGGAGUGGAUGACCGUCAUGGAGUUCACAAAGAGGAGAUUGUGUGGUCGGAGAUGUGAUAACGAGCUUUACCGCAGCAACAGCUUCAAGUUUGAGAGAUUUGAAAGCGACGUCGCCGGCGUGGACAACAAACAGGUUGCUCUGUGCGAUGACUACAGUCUUCCUGUAGACUUUGUCAACAAGAGACGUCCUCUUAGCUUCGGUGGCCUUCCAGACUGGUCCUUACACAGCUUCCAUGGCAACGCGGUAGAGAUCCUCGACCAGUACAGUGACCCCAAGGACUCCAAGGCUUACCUAGAGCCUGGCGAGGAGGCUACUGGGAAACUCUACUGUAGCCCAGACAAAGACUACAGCCAGCCAUGGCCGUACUAG
Macrosteles quadrilineatus (aster leafhopper) is the source of this 522-nucleotide messenger RNA. RefSeq lists its product as uncharacterized. The record is from RefSeq and is a predicted model, not a curated record. Bases 1 to 522 code for a protein of 173 amino acids. Lineage: Eukaryota; Metazoa; Arthropoda; Insecta; Hemiptera; Cicadellidae. The transcript is spliced from 3 exons.